AGCCACAGUCAUCACAUGCCGUAGCCCGACAAUGCUGUAAACUCUCAACUGACGUGACAGCGGGAUUAAUUCGGGAUCGCCGAGGCGCCAAGUAUCGAAGUUGGCCGAAGGCGUUGACGUCGUCGUGCAUCGCCGUUGACAGCUCAUGUCUACGUCUGCGCGACCUUCUGAAGCGUCGUCGGAAAGCGCCGUGUGGUUAGGUGAUUGAGCGAUGAGUGAAGCACCAGUGACAACGCCAGUGGCAACACCAGUGACAACACCAGUGACAACACCAACCACGAGCAGUGCACCAACAAAGCCAUCCGGCAAUGGCACCACCGCGGGCGCGCCAAAGAAACAGCGGGCGCAAAACUUCUGCUACGCACCGCGCUGUCGCACAGGUCAGAAAGGCGCGCCGCGGUUCUCCAUGUUCACGGCGCCCAAGGACCCAAAAGUGAGGAAGAUAUGGCAGUACAACCUGCGCCGGCUCGACAAACCGCUCACCCAGUACUCGUCGGUCUGCGAGCGGCACUUCGACCCUCGUUUCAUCGUGCGCGACUACGUGCACAUCAUAAACGGCGCCGAAGUGCGGAUACCCCGGGGCAAGCCGAAGCUCGCCGAAGGUGCCAUUCCCACGCUGCUUCCCGACCUGCCCGGGUACCUCUCGAAGAAGCUGCCCAAGCAAAGGCCGACCAAGGGCAGGCGUCAGUCGGAGCCCAUAUUCAAGACGAUUCUCCCGUCGCCGCCGCCACCGCCUGCGAAGAAAAAGAAGCAGCUUCAACAAGAGCUCGGCGAUCAAGCCGAGGACUCGUGUCAGGACAGCAGAUGUGACACUCCGUGCUUCGAAAACGCGGACACUACCGAUACCGGUAAUCAAACGGUUAAGGAGGCUCGGCCAGCCCCCCAUACCGGUAGUCAAACGGUUAAGGAGGCUCGGCCAGCCCCCAAUACCGGUAAUCAAACUGUUAAGGAGGCUCGGCCAGCCCCCGAACCUCCGCUGACGAUAGAACGCCUCAGGAAGGAAACCGUCGAGCUGCCUUCGCCGACGUGGUGCCUCCUCGGAACUCGAGACCCGUGCAGGGUGGUGUUCGCGACGACUGUCGUGAGAAAGGUUGCGCCGGAUUCGCUCGACGUGACGCACCCGAAGCUGGUCAGCUUUUCGACGAGCUCCGACGGGCCGGAGAUCGUGGCCGAGGCGUACUUCCAGGGUGCCCUGUGCUGCAAGGCGAUCGUCACGACGCUGGAAGAGGCGAAGGUGAUCCUGCAGGACGCGAACGCGACGCACAUGUGCAAGGGGGCGAUGACCCCGAGCGAGUUCGAGGAGUGCUCCCGCGGCAUCACCGUACAGCUUCUGCUGAAGAUCGGCAAGAACGAUGAGGGCACCGUGUUCAGCUUGGACUGCACGAGAAACGUUGAUGCGGAAGGAACCGCGUGUGUGCCCUGCAAGGUGCUGCGAAAAACUCUGCAAAGCAGGAAGUCCAGAGUGCUCAAACAACUGAUGAAGGAGUGCCUUGACGACGGAGAGCCAGGCAGCCCGCAGCAACAGCAGAUGCAGGAGAGCGCCGUCAGCUCCCCCGCUCCAGAGGAACUGAGAAACGGCUCGUAGUAACGAGCGCUUCAACUCUCACCCAGCAUAGGGGUCCAUACGAGUGUUCACUGGAGGGUUCCUAGUGUUUGCUGGAGCUACCACUACGGUGGUUCGUGUUAAAGGACUCUGUACAGCAUGUCCAUGGCCUGUAAUAGUUGGGUUUCUUGGUCAUCCUUGUGGCAUGGUUCACGACUGAAGUAGCACUAUACAGGGUGUUUCAUUUUAGCUGCACCAAAUCUUUAAAAAUAGCCUGGUGGCAGAUAGCAGAAUUAUAAUCCUUGAUCUAAACUACGUGAUGAGGCGGCCAUUACUUCCACGAGAAAUCAAAACGCCUAAUUGAUUAAUUAGCAUAAUUACGCUAAUUAACAUUUUAAUUAAUAAUUUUAUGGCCCAUCUUUCAAUCUACGAAUUAUAGCCGCUGAGUUCGCAAGGCGUAUCCACUUGGAACGAAUUCUCAGGACUGAACCAGUUUCGAGAUAAUAAUUUUCAAAGUGUCCGACGAAAUGCAUGGGCGUUCCAGUUAACUUUGUGCUUCAAUGCAUAAAACAGCGUUUUCCUCAAAAAGUUAACUGGAACGCCCAUACAUUUCGUCGGACACGUUAAAAAUUAAUAUCUAGAAACUGGUUCAGUCCUGAGAAUUCGUUCCAAGUGGAUACGCCUUGCCAACUCAGCGGCUAUAAUUCGUAGAUUGAAAGAUGUGCCAUAAAAUGAUAAUUAAAAAGUUAACUAGCGUAAUUAUGCUAAUUAAUCAAUUAGGCAUUUUGAUUUCUCGUGGAAGUAAUGGCCACCUCAUCGAGUAGUUUAGAUCAAGGAUUAUAAUUGUGCUAUCUGCCACAGGCAAUUUUUAAAAAUUUGGUGCAGCUAAAAUGAAACACCCUGUAGGUGAACUAAGUGCGUGACAUCGUCCUGACGUUGAAACCACGCUGGUAGUUUGCUCUGCUGCUAGGGCUGCAAUUUCGAAGCUGUUCUUUUGUCAUGGAUUUCUUACGUGGCAGUUUAACCUAAACCUCGGAGUAUGACCGUUGAUCCGCCUUCCAAGCUCCUCACAGAACAAAUUCUCUGAAGGCCAAGAACACCACUGAUGCCUGAUUACGCAACAGACUGGAUUGCCAAUUCACUUCACAGACAUGUUUGACUUGACUCAGUGCUUCUUCAGGCAUGAUCUGCUGCAGUUCAGCCAGUCAUGCAUAUCUAGCUUUAGUACUCUCCAUGCAUUAGAUUGCCAUUUAUUAAAGCGUAGGAACCUUCUUGACAAAUUGAAUUGCUUCUGAAUUAUCAAAGGUUUUGUCUUUAGACCAGGAAAACUAGAAAAAUUAUAGAAUGGUAACAGAAGACAGAAACACAUCUUUAAGCCAAGCCCAGAGACAAGUCAAGCAAAAUCUUGCCUUCUGCUUGUUGUUCACAUAAUGGUUGAGCUACUGCGUCACCAGGAUACCCUCCCGUAACAUCUGCGUGAACUCUAUGCUUGCUAUUGUUAGCCCACCAGGGCUCUCAUCGACAGCAUCUUACAAAGACCAUCAUUGUCAUGUUUUUCUUUUUAACAAACACAGUCAAUACAAUAAAAGUAAUGUUUGGAAA
Molecule: messenger RNA, 3145 nt
Organism: Dermacentor silvarum
Lineage: Eukaryota; Metazoa; Arthropoda; Arachnida; Ixodida; Ixodidae
Exons: 2
Coding region: 212-1585 (457 amino acids)
Molecular function (GO): sequence-specific DNA binding
Source: RefSeq, a predicted model, not a curated record